GUCUUUCAUUUCAGGCGCCUGUUUAAACAUUCACAUUUCUCAGACAGCUCGAAAUAGGUUUAUCUUGUGGGAUUUUAUUCCUUUUCUGACUGGCGAGACUUUCUCCUCCUCACCCACACGAUUGCUGUAAUGUGCAGUAUAUAACAACAGAGCUUAUUCAGAUUUAGGGAAAAUGUGGAGCCUCUAAUUCCUUGUCAAGUCGAUGCGAUCCAUCAAGCCAGCAAUUUCGAUAAUUGCAUUCAUGUACAAUGAGAUUCAAACUGCGGCAGGUAAUUGAUUUGAGUUUUCCAGGCAAUUGCUUCACAAGCAAAACAAAGAAAAUUUAAUAAGCUAGCAAAUGAGCUAUUAAGCCAAAAUAUAAACUAAACCAGUGGUAUUUAGCAAAAUUGCUGGAAUGUGGCUCAUUUAAAAGCAGACUAAUCUAGACUGAGUCACUGUUGAAGUUUUUGUGGCAGCAAAAUGUCAUCCCAUUAUAUCCUAAAAUAGGAGCUAACGUUUCAAGAGCAAACUAUCACUGCUUUGUUCUUGUCUUUGCUGCUUUGUGCUUCCAGCUACUUUGAAAUCUACAAUGAGCGAGUUCGAGACCUCCUUCCUAGCACAGACAGAGACAGAAGGCUGUGAGCUGAGAGUAAGAGAACAUCCUAAAGAUGGAGCAUAUGUGGAGGCCCUCUCCAGACACCAUGUGCAGAGCUAUACUGAGGUUGGCCAGCUAUUGCACAAGGGCAACAGGAGGCGUGCCACUGCCAGCACAGGCAUGAACCAUGUCAGCAGCCGAUCCCACGCUAUCUUCACUAUUCGCUUCAUCAAGGCCAUGUCUGAUGCGGAGUUACCAAGUGAGACGGUGAGUAAGGUACACCUGGUUGACCUAGCAGGAAGUGAAAGAGCUGAUGCCACUCAGGCUACUGGCAUAAGGUUGAAGGAAGGUGCCAACAUCAAUAGAUCUCUGGUUACUUUGGGCAUCGUCAUUUCCACUUUAGCUGAUUUGUCCAUUGGUGGUGGAAUAAAAAGGAAACAAAACUUUGUUCCAUAUCGAGACUCUGCACUUACCUGGCUCCUAAAGGACAGUCUUGGUGGGAACGCCAAAACCAUCAUGAUAGCCACCAUCUCACCUGCUGACGUGAACUACAGCGAAACUCUGAACACUCUUCGUUAUGCCAGCCGUGCCAAGAACAUUUUAAACAAGCCCACUGUGAACGAGGAUAGCAAUGUAAAGAUUAUCAGAGAGCUGCGAGCUGAGAUUGCCCGUCUGAGAGCGCUGCUGUCUGCAGGAAAUCAGAUGGUGUCAUUUGAGCAGCAUUUAGGGUCGAGUGUGGAGGAGAGGCUUCAUCAGGAUGAAGCCAGAGUUCAGGAGCUGACAAAACAGUGGGCUAGUCGUUGGAAAGAAAUCCAUAAUAUUCUUAGGGUUG
Messenger RNA from Pimephales promelas (fathead minnow), 1406 nucleotides. The record is from RefSeq and is a predicted model, not a curated record. NCBI's taxonomy places the organism in Eukaryota, Metazoa, Chordata, Actinopteri, Cypriniformes, Leuciscidae.